This is a messenger RNA of Cyphellophora attinorum, 2253 nucleotides long. Its product is annotated as putative ABC transporter ATP-binding protein. The record is from RefSeq and is a predicted model, not a curated record. The transcript has a single exon. NCBI's taxonomy places the organism in Eukaryota, Fungi, Ascomycota, Eurotiomycetes, Chaetothyriales, Cyphellophoraceae. Gene Ontology annotation, molecular function: ATP hydrolysis activity; ATP binding. The coding region runs from base 1 to 2253 and encodes 750 amino acids.
AUGGAGGCAGAGAUCCAAGCCCAGAUCCCGAAUAUCGAUCCGAUCAUCUCACAGUAUUCCAUUGGCUAUCUUGAUCACGCCUCGAAGCAGUAUGUCGCUGAAGAAAGUCCAGAAUCGCCGCUGGAUGAGGCCCUGGCAACUAUCACAGCACUGUUGAUAUCGGCGUCCGGCGACUUCUCCGUCAAGAAUGAAUCUGACAUACGGAAGCUGGUGGAGAAAUUUGUGGCAAAAUUGGGCAGUGAUGGGACCAACGGCGAACAGCGACAGAUGCCCUUCGCUCCAAAGCGUCUAGACCAGUCUCUACAGGUCAGCUCGCAACGCAACAUCUCCUCAACGUUGGGUCUGUCGGGCACAGGCGUUGAUCUCGAAGCCACCAAUGCCCGAAAAGUCGAAUCCAAAGUUGACAAGAAGAAGCUGGAGAAGGCAGAGCGGAAGAUUCGCGCUAAACAGGAGAAGAAAGUGAUGAAGAACGUCGAGUACGAAGCGUCACGAUUGUUAGAUCAGCCUGACGAAGCACAAUCGUACGAAGAAUUCUUCAUGGCGGUCAAUCCUCUUCAGCUUGGCGGAGACUCCGCUUCCAAGAGCAAAGACAUCAAAGUGGACGGCAUCGAUGUCUCGAUCAGCGGCAAACGCAUUCUCACCGAUACAAAUCUGACCCUAGCAUAUGGUCGUCGCUACGGCUUGGUUGGACAGAACGGUAUUGGUAAAUCUACACUCCUCCGAGCUCUGAGUCGACGAGAAGUUUCCAUCCCAACACAUAUUUCCAUUCUACACGUCGAGCAAGAGAUCACAGGGGACGACACGCCAGCUUUGCAAGCAGUUCUCGAUGCAGACGUCUGGCGAAAACAUCUACUCGCUGAGCAGGAGAAAAUAAGCAAGCAGCUUGCCGGCAUCGAAGCCGAACGAAAUGGCCUAGCCGACACUUCCAAGGAUGCUGUUCGCCUCGACCACGAGCGAGAGGGUCUUGAUACCACACUGAGCGACAUACAUGCCAAAUUAUCAGAGAUGGAGUCAGACAAAGCCGAGUCCAGGGCUGCCAGUAUUCUCGCUGGCUUGGGAUUCAGCACCGAACGCCAGCAAUUUGCAACCAGAACCUUCUCCGGUGGUUGGCGUAUGCGUCUAGCUCUUGCUCGAGCUCUGUUCUGCGAGCCUGACUUGCUCCUGCUCGACGAACCGUCAAACAUGUUGGACGUACCGUCGAUCACCUUUCUUUCCAACUACCUCCAGACGUAUCCGUCCACAGUGCUUGUCGUUUCUCACGAUCGUGCUUUCCUGGACGAAGUGGCCACCGAUAUCAUUCAUCAGCACUCAGAGCGACUCGACUACUACCGCAGCUCAAACUUCACCUCAUUCUAUGCCACAAAGGAAGAGCGACGGAAAACAGCGAAGCGUGAAUAUGAGAAUCAAAUGGUCCAGCGCGCGCAUCUGCAGGCGUUCAUCGACAAGUUUCGCUACAAUGCAGCAAAGUCGUCGGAAGCACAAUCCCGGAUCAAGAAGCUCGAGCGGAUGCCGGUACUCACAGCACCAGAGGCCGAGUACACUGUCUCGUUCAAGUUUCCUGAUGUCGAAAAGCUCUCUCCACCGAUCAUCCAGAUGUCAGGCGUGGCGUUCGGGUACAAUCCCCAAACACCACUGCUUGCCAAUGUCGAUCUAGACGUACAGCUAGACUCCCGCAUCGGCAUCGUAGGACCGAACGGAGCUGGAAAGACCACUGUGCUGAAACUGCUCAUCGGUGCAUUGACGCCUACCUCUGGCCUCAUCUCGCAACAUCCACGCCUGCGCAUCGGUUUCUUCGCACAACAUCACGUCGACGCACUUGAUAUGUCGACUUCAGCUGUCGGCUUCAUGCAGAAGACCUACCCUGGCAAAACGGACGAGGAAUACCGUCGUCACUUGGGUGCAUUUGGCAUUACGGGCAUGACUGGCCUUCAGAAGCUUGAGCUCCUAUCUGGAGGUCAGAAGUCUCGAGUGGCAUUUGCCUGCCUGUCAUUGACCAAUCCACAUAUACUGGUCCUCGACGAGCCAUCGAAUCAUCUUGAUAUCGAGGCCAUGGAUGCUUUGUCCACAGCUUUAAACAACUUCCAGGGAGGUGUUCUGAUGGUUUCCCACGACGUGACAAUGCUCCAGAAUGUCUGCACCAGUCUAUGGGUGUGUGACAAGGGAAAGGUGGAGAAGUUCCCAGGCGACAUCAAGGCUUACAAGAAGAAGAUAUCUGCCCAGGCGGAUGCGGCCGGUGUUGCAGCUGCUCACUAG